AAAAUUGAAAUCAUAACAACGGCAACAUUCCAUUUAAAACACAAAUCUUAUGGUUACUAUUACUAAUAAUGAGUUGACAGAGACAGUAUAUAGCUCCGACUUCAUCACCCUCUUCCAAUAAUAUGUCUUGAAAGCCAUGGAAGCUCUGUGGAAUUUAGAAGACAAAUGGAAGCUCUCAACCCAACAAGCCUUCGUUCUCUUAACGUGCACGUUGGCCGCCGUCAUUGCCCUCUGUGCGGCGGCUUGGGCGAGGAAGAGAAAGGGGGAGAAGAAAGCCCACCGACGACGGACAGAUCAGAGGUGGUGGAAAUGGGCAGCGGAAAUUAGGUGGAAGGGGAGCGGCGGCGGCGGAGAGACGCCGGUGCGGCUUUUGGGCAAAGAAGAGGAAGGGGAAGAAUUGGGAAGCCGGAAUUCGACGGCGGCGGUUUGGCAACGGCCGAUAUUAAUGGGGGAAAAGUGUGAGAUGCUGAAGUACAGUGGGCUUAUUCUGUAUGACGAAAGGGGAAGAUUGCUGCAGGAUCAAAUUGCCGCCAUGGAAAAUGGUUACAAGGUGCUGAUCCGAAGGAGAAGGCAUAAAAGUAAAGACAAGGUUGAAGGAUCUACUUUGAUGCUCUUUCUCUACUAUGGGAAUCUUAAAAAAAAAAAGAGGUGUAAAAAUUAUACAAAGGGGUGAGCUUUUCCAAUGUAAUAUCCCUUUCUUCUUUUUGGAUAGAUUCUCUCCUAAUAACUUUUAUUUCUCUCUCUUUUUACA
This is a messenger RNA of Cucumis melo (muskmelon), 751 nucleotides long. RefSeq lists its product as uncharacterized. The record is from RefSeq and is a predicted model, not a curated record. The coding region runs from base 137 to 673 and encodes 178 amino acids. The transcript is spliced from 2 exons. Lineage: Eukaryota; Viridiplantae; Streptophyta; Magnoliopsida; Cucurbitales; Cucurbitaceae.